UGCUCCGUCACUGACUGUCCUGUGUUAUAAAGGAGACAAAGAGAAACGAGCUGAGAUUCAGAGAGAAAGAUCGAUGCAGGAUUUUCACGUUCUUCUCACCACGUACGAGCUCUGCCUCAAAGACACCUCAUUCCUGAAACGGUGGAAGUGGAAGGUGCUGGUCGUGGACGAGGCUCAUCGUCUGAAGAAUCAAAAGUCACUGUUACAUAAAACUCUGACACAGUUGUGUUCAGAGUUUAGGGUGCUGCUGACAGGAACACCGAUCCAGAACAAUCUUCAGGAACUCUACUCUCUGCUGACUUUCAUCCAGCCCAGCGUCUUCACUGUGGACGAGCUGAACACGUUUGUGCAGUAUUACGCAGACGUACGGAAGAAUCCUGCUCUUGCUGCUGAACUUCAGAAGGUCUUGGAGCCGUUUCUUCUGCGCAGAGUGAAAUCUGAGGUGGCUCUAGAUUUGCCCAGGAAGGUGGAGCUGGUGGUUUAUCACGGCAUGUCGGCUCUGCAGAAGAAAUACUACAAAGCUGUUCUGAUGAAGAACUCUGAGGCGUUUGGAAACGAGCAGCGGAACAAGACUCGACUCUUGAACAUCCUGGUGAACCUGAGGAAAUGUGUCAACCACCCGUAUCUGUUUGACGGUGUGGAACCAGAGCCGUUUCAGAUGGGAGAACAUCUGGUUGAAGCCAGUGGGAAGCUCUGUCUCUUGGACAGCAUUCUGACUCUGCUGCACAAAGAGGGUCAUCGUGUCCUGCUGUUCUCUCAGAUGACCAGGAUGUUGGAUAUUAUCCAGGAUUAUUUGGAGUACAAAAAUUACAGCUACGAGCGUCUGGACGGUUCAGUCCGAGGAGAAGAACGGAAUCUGGCCGUGAAGAACUUCAGCAGCAGAGACGUCUUCAUCUUUCUGCUCAGCACUAAAGCAGGUGGGGUGGGGCUGAACCUCACGGCCGCUGACACCGUCAUUUUCGUGGACACUGACUUCAACCCUCAGAACGACCUGCAGGCCGCAGCUCGCUGCCAUCGCAUUGGUCAGAGCAGACCGGUGAAAGUGAUCCGUCUGCUGGCCAGAAACACUGUGGAAGAGAUGAUGUACUCUCGCGCCGCAUCCAAACUCCACCUCACCAACACGGUCAUCGAAGAGGGACGCUUCUCUUUACUGAAUGAACCUACCACCAGUACAGCACAGGGAAUGCAGCUCAGCGAGAUCUUGAAGUUCGGGGUAGAUAAGCUCCUGUCAUCAGAAGAGAGCUCCGUGCAGGAUGUGAAACUGGAGAAGAUCCUCGGCCUGUCACGCAACGGACAGUGGGUGAGUGACGAGGAUGUCAGCUCACACAGUGAAGAAGAGGAUGAGGACGAAGAAGAGCAGGAGGAGGAGGAGCAGGAGGAGGAGGAGGAGGAAGAGGAGGAAUCAGACAGAUAUCACAUGUACUACUUUGAGGGCAAAGACUACAGGCAGUGCACCAGCUCUAAAGACCUCAAUGCCUUCGAUCGCCUGGUGGAGGAGCAUCAGGCUGCGAUUCAGACGCAGGCGGGAGAGGGACGAGCACUGCGACACAAAGCUGGAGGAACGCCGUCGUUCGCUGCCGGGAUUCCAACAAAGAAGAGGAGAACUUUCACCGAGGCCGAGCUGGAGCUGAGGCGUCAGAAGAGAGAAGAGGCUGCAGCCAAGAGAGCCAAGACUCAGGAGGACACAAAGAAGAGACAGCAAGAGCAAAAACACAAGAACAAACUUGCCUGGUGGGACUCGUGUGGCUACAGAUCGCUGUGUCUUCAGUCUGUGGACAGCGAGGAGGAGGAAGACGAGGAGGACUUGGACGAUGUCAGCAGUGUUUGUUCCACAGACUCCGACGACAGCAGAGCGAUCCACUACGUCCUCGGGGACGUCACUCAUCCUCAUGCGCAGAAGGAAGACGCCGUCAUUGUCCACUGUGUUGAUGACUCAGGGCGUUGGGGCAGAGGAGGUUUGUUUACUGCUCUAGAGACGAGAUCUGACGAACCACGAAAGCAGUAUGAAUUGGCAGGAAAGAUGAAAGAUCUGGAGCUUGGAAACGUGCUGGUCUUCCCCAUCGAUGACAAACAGUCCAGAAUGGACGGCCAAGAUCGAGUUUCUGUACCUCAGCUGGCUCUGAUCGUGGCUCAGCACAGAGACAAACACAACAGUCUGUCUGGAAUCUUCCUCUCUGCUCUGGACCAGGGUCUGAAGAAGAUUUCUGUGGCGGCCAAACGACUCAAAGCAAGCGUUCAUCUUCCUCGCAUCGGUCACUCCACCAAAGGGUUCAACUGGUAUGGAACUGAGCGACUGAUCAGGAAGCACUUGGCCUCCAGAGGAAUCUCAACAUUCAUAUACUAUCACAGCACAGCAGCUCCAGCUCAGGCUCUGGCCCCUGCUGCAGCUGAUCCACCGCCGCCUGGCUCUGACACAGAGAGUCCAGGUCCGUCAGCUGCUGUUCCGAAUCUGCCCAGUUUCAUGACAGGAGUCCACGUGUUCUUCUACAACCUUCCUGCGUCAGAGAGGAAGAGCCUCGCCCGCUACCUCAUCACUUAUGAUGGAGACGAGGAGGAUGUGAUGAGUCCAGGUGUGACUCACAUCGUUGCCGAGGUGGAGAACAACAUCCACUCACAGGAGCUCCAGGACCUGGUUGGUCAGUACACUCGGGCAGUUGCGGUACAGAAGUCCUGGUUGGAAUCCUGCUUCUCCAAACAACGAAAAGUCGACACUAAACCCUUCAAGCAUUUGUUGGAUUAACAGUCGAGUUUCAGUCUGAUUUCUGUUUUUAAUUAAAGUUUUCUCAUUUUCUUCUUCA
Molecule: messenger RNA, 2798 nt
Organism: Solea senegalensis (Senegalese sole)
Lineage: Eukaryota; Metazoa; Chordata; Actinopteri; Pleuronectiformes; Soleidae
Gene: chd1l
Product: chromodomain helicase DNA binding protein 1-like
Exons: 22
Coding region: 74-2740 (888 amino acids)
Biological process (GO): chromatin remodeling; DNA repair
Cellular component (GO): nucleus
Molecular function (GO): ATP binding; DNA helicase activity; ATP-dependent chromatin remodeler activity
Source: RefSeq, a predicted model, not a curated record